AUGCUUGGUGCAGCCCAAGAUAUUCUGAAGAAGAACAAAAACCGUGACUUCACGGAGAAUUCAACAGAUGCCGCUUGUAUUGUUAGUUACUUAAGUUCAUUUAUAGCUACAGUAAACACGCUAUCAAAUUUCAUUGCAGCCCGAAAUUACAUCAAGAAUUUGCUCGCCAACAUCAACAGGCUUCGUCAUAGCACGGUCUGCUUCACUCAAGCAGCUUCAUUGAUCCUCACUGCAUUUGCCGACACAGUACCUGUCGCACUUGUAGGAGUAUGUCUGGCAUCGUUUUCGAGUGGUUUAGGAGAAACUACUUACCUAGGAUUGGCAGGACACUAUUCUAAGUGGGAAUUCCAUAAGAGUUCAUUAAAAUCUUUUUUCAACAUUGUUAGAUUAAGGAACACCAUCGCUACUUGGUCAUCUGGUACCGGAAUGGCGGGACUGGUUGGAUCCUUUUCUUAUGCCGGUCUAACAGAUCGUAAUCUAUUGGGAUUAACACCAGCUCAGGCGAUGCUAGUCAUGCUAGUGGUGCCAGCGCUGUUCAUGUUCACGUGCGUUUGA
This is a messenger RNA of Strongylus vulgaris, 555 nucleotides long. Lineage: Eukaryota; Metazoa; Nematoda; Chromadorea; Rhabditida; Strongylidae. The record is from the annotation of a GenBank genome assembly.